This is a messenger RNA of Anoplophora glabripennis (Asian longhorned beetle), 5274 nucleotides long. Its product is annotated as serine-rich adhesin for platelets-like. NCBI's taxonomy places the organism in Eukaryota, Metazoa, Arthropoda, Insecta, Coleoptera, Cerambycidae. The coding region runs from base 205 to 5193 and encodes 1662 amino acids. The record is from RefSeq and is a predicted model, not a curated record. The transcript is spliced from 3 exons.
UGUCGUCAGUGUCAAAAGUCAAAUAUAAUGGUUUUGUGGAUUUUGUGGCUUAUGUAUUGAAUCGAAUAAUACUAAAUUAUUUAUGAUAAUUUAACGUUGUGGGGACAAACGGUGCCUAUUAUUCACUGGACUAUUUAUUUAAUAAUCUGUAGUCCGAUUCGUGAGAAUGGAGGUUAUGUUUACAUAACUGUCUUUUUUUUUAAAAUGUCUAUUAAUGUGACUGUCACUGGAAAUCCAAUUAGUAUAAAACGAGGAAAAAUGGUUACUUCUGACUCAUACCAAGCUAAAAAAGAAUUUGAGAAAAGACGUCUCAUGAGAUUAGAACAAGUUCGACAGCAGUCGAAAGAUAUAGCUGAAAAUGUUCGAAAUAAAGUACGAAAGGAAAAGAAAAAACAAAUGCGCGAAAUCGAAGAGGAGGGUAAGGAGAAACUAAAGAACUGGCAAAACAGAAAACUUCUGGAACUACAAACUCAAUAUGAAGAAGCAUUACAAGAACUUGGAACAGGACAUAAAGAAGCCAUGGAUUUUGUAGAUGAAAAUGAAAUUUUAACCGAACAAAAAAAACUUAGUGACAAAAUUGCUACUCAUCGUGGUCAAGUAGCUGCAACCGAGUUACAAAUACAGAAAAAUAAGGAAAAUCUUAAGAAAGCAAUACCAAUCCAGCAGAAAAAGUUUGUUAGAGACAUAGAAAAUACUAGGGCAUCAUUGGUAUCUGGGCUUAAAAAGAACAAACCUUGUGACGCAGAGUGCAACGUUAAAACUAAAAAGAGAAAAAAACCAAUUGCUGAUAUAAAUAUAACUAUACCAAGUUCAGAUUCAGAGUGUUCAGAAUUAGCAGUAACUAAAGUGGGAAAUCAUUCAGAAGAGGAGAAAUUGUCAAAUGUAAAUGAGAAAGAAGAGCCUUCGACUAAUUCCUGUGAUUGUACCGAUACUACUGAUAGUACUAAGGAACCAUCUGAUAAAACAGAUUAUUCAGUAUUGAAAUCACAUCGUUCGGUAUCACCAAAAAAUCAAGAACAAGUGACAAUAACUGGAGUUACAAAUCUAGCAAAGCAACUACAUGACAGAAGGAAAUUAAUUGAAGAAUUCCGACAAAAAUCAAGUAACAUGGGCCCACCGUUAGACACCAGAAUUUCGGACAGAAUUAAAAGAAGGGAAUUAAUGGCAUCUCAACCAGAUUACUGUGAUACCGUUGCUAAAACUCAUCCGACACCAUUUAUAGAAAGUAAUACCCAACUGAGAGAUGCAAUCGAUGCUCGUAAUAUUAAUAACGUUCCUGUAGAAAUUAAUUGCAUUUGUGGGCAUAAGUGUCCGAAAAUUUGUGGUAGUAAAUUUAAAGACCAACAUGUGGAAGAUAACAGUAAAAUAAAACUAAGCAAAGGUGAUCUAAAAUCAAAACAAACAUCUUUGCCUCAAGAAUUAAGUUCUGAAGGUGAAAUUCCCGAUAAACCAGCUGUUAAAUUGAAAGAAAAAUAUGGUCAAACCAAAAGAACUACAGGACCCUCUAAAGAUACUUUAGAAACAUAUGAUUCUCAUAAAGUGAAGUAUUACGACCAUCCAAAUAGAUUUUUUCAAGAGAAACAGUUUCCUUCCAAUACUCAUGUAGAGAAAAUCAGCGGAGACAGUCUGGAAGUAGUUCCAGAUGUGAUAUCUGAAGAAGAAUGGCAGCAAAAAAUGAAACAACGAGAUAGAGAUGCACAGAUAAGAGGCCAAAAAGCAUUGGAAAAGGAAAGGAUUCAGAAAGACUAUGAAGAGAUGUUAAAAAAAUUACCUCUCCUUCAGAAAAAGGAGCGUAUCUGUGAAAUAGCUAAGGAUAAACAAGAAUAUCACAUGUCUGAGGAAAGACUCAAGGAAAGGGACAGAAAAAAGCAAAAUGAAUUAGAUAACGCCUUUAAUAAGUUGUUCCCGAAUGUAAAACCGGCCGUAGUGACAUUGCCCAGUAAAAUUCAUGAAAAGGAAACCGUAAGACCAGCAACCGAUGAACCUAUACAAUCAUUAAACAUAGGUAAUUGGGAUGUGGAUCAGGAGGAACCAAAAAUGUUCACCAUUGAAGAAGUCCAAGAAAUAGUUCAAGCUUUUACUGUGCAAAACCCAAAGGACCGCCGAGCAAAAUUGAAGCAACUCUUAAGGAGCUUGAAGCUGCAAAAGGAACAACUGAUCAAUGAAAUAAAGUCGCUUCCUUCGAAUGACAGCAUAAAUGAGUUGAUAAGCGAUUUAAAAUCCUUUAGCGACAGUGACGACAGAAGCAGCGGUAGGAUUCGAAAAAGAGACGAAAAGUCUGAAAGGAAAAGAAGAAGAGAGGAACAUGACAAAGAGACUUCGACUGACAGUACCACAGAAAGUUCCUCCACAUCUUCAUCGAAGCAUGGAAAAGGAAAAAAGGUGAAAGAUAAGCAUAAGGGGCGUCAUCAUUCUGACACCAAAACUCCAUCUCCAAGAAAAAAACAAAAAAUAAAGUCGAUAACGAAAGUUUUGGUGUUACAAAAUACGAGUACGCAAACUACCCCUAAGCCUAGUUCAAACUCUAAUCAAGAUAAAACAGGUACUUAUGCUGUUGCGCCAAAACCUCAGGUUUUAUCCGUGGAUAAGGAAAAACCGAAGGAGAAACCAAUUUGCUCAAAACUUCAUACUCCAUGUGACUGCAACAAAGAAAAUGAGAGCACGGACGAGUUGUGUCAAAUUGUAAUAAAAAUAAAUGACAAUGAAGAGCCAGAGGUAGUUGUAAAGUCGAAAGAAAGAAAUGUUAAAGUUUCUGAAGAUGCAGUAAAAGCAGAAAGUCCAAAAUAUAAAAAACUGGAAACAAAAUCUAUUGGUAUCGGUACAGACGAAUUGAAAGGCUCACCAAAACAUGAAAAACCAGUCAGUAAUAAAGUUUUGAGUGAAACCCAGAAAAGUACAGAAGAUAAACCAAGAAAAGAUGUUACAAAAAGACACAACACUGAUCAUAAACUGGUCGAACCUCGGGUUGAACCAAAAAGAGACAAAAUACGUCAAGUGGAGACUACCGAAUCAAAAUCAAAGUCUUGGAAGGAACAGUUGAGUAAAAAUUCAAUUUCAACAUCUAGCACCUCUUACUUCAGUCCGCCAGAUUUUCAAAAAGUCGGAGCGUCCCAAGCACACUCCACCAUCAGUGAUGAAAUUAGGCAGUCCCUAUAUAACUUGCUGAAGAAACCCCGACAAGGCAAUUUCAGAGAUAUUUCCUCUGUUUUAAGUGUGUCGCCAUCUCAGACUUCUAUAGAUCAGAGAGCUGUAGAUCCCCGACUGCUUACUUUUAUUCAGAAAUUACUGAGUAUGUCUAGAGGAAGCGUAGAAAAUUUAACAGUCUCAACGAGCAGUGUACAAACACCGAGCCAGAGCGUGAUUGAAAUGGAAUCGAAUAAUCCUUUAGCACAGCUGCACAACUUAAUAAAAAAUUACAAUAUGAAAGACGUGGAACGCGAUCUCAGUUAUUCCCCGGAUUUGAGUCCAGUUCAUUACAAUACUAGCGUUAGUACCUCCGAGGGAUCACAGCCCCAACGUACACAAGAAAAAACCGCAAAUUUAGGUGAUGACCAUUCUUCGAAAAGUGUCAAGGCCGAUCAAAGUUCGAAGGGGGCAACAGACCGAGAUGCAAGUUCGUCUUCUGCUAAAUCUAAAGACUCCGUACUUGCGCAGUAUGCCGAAAUCACGGAUUCGUGUAGCAGACGAAUAGCACAGCUGGCAUCUAUGAUUGAGCAGAUUAGAGAAGAAAAGAUCCAGAUGUUGCAGAAUCCUCCAGCUGCGGAAACAGCAGAUAAAAUAGGCACACUGGAUAAAGAUUACUCGACAGCUUAUUUGGAUUUGCCAGGGUCUAAUGAUAGCAGCAGUAAAUAUUCAUCGGUAAAUAGUUUGGAUGAUGAAGAAUUGCAAAGGAGACUACUGGAUAUUGAUUUCAAUUUAGCAGAGAAGUUGAGAAAAUUCACCUCGACUAAAGAUGACAAAGCAUCUGAUGGGAACGUUGGAGAAAAUGAAAGAGAAGGUUCGUCUAAACCUAGUACUGAUGAAGGAAACAAGACUAAUACAGAACUUUGGUCAAGACUGCAGCAUUUGAUGCAACAGAAGGAACAAAAUGUUCCAGAAGUUUCAAGUGUCCCUCAUCAAACCACCAAAGAUAAUAUAUCAUUCGUCCCAUUUCUAUCUGACAUUCCUAAACUUCCUAAAUUAGAAGUCCAACCUGAAACCUCCAAAGUCGAUUCAAGUUCCUCUUCACAUAAACGUCCACCUCCUUCUAGGGGCCUAUCGGUGGCAAAGAAAUUUAAUGGAAAUAUUUCGCUGGUUCCUCAUGAAUUAUCGACGAUCGUUGAAGCGGACAGUCAAAUUUCCACCAAGAUAGGUAGUGCAAAUAACUCUAGAACUUCUCAGGAUGUUUCUCCUCGAAAAGAUUUUGAACUUGUAAUGCGGCCCGACGCUGAGUCUGCCAUUACAGGAAAUAGUACAUCAAGUAAGCAUUCGUCGAAGUCCAACAGGAGUUUGCCAGUCCAAGUGCCUAAAGUUUCUUUGACGUCUAAACAAAAGUGUGACGAUAGUUGUAGAGCCCCAUGUUCAGAAAUUGUGGCAACUCAAGAAAAACUUAUUGAGAAAAGUAAGACAACGCCACCAUCCCCCGUAUCAGAUGGAAGCAAUCCGUCGAUAAUCUUAACAAGUAGCAACUCGUCCACAUCUAAGAAGUCCAUUAAAAUAUCUUCAAGUUCGAGCGAUGACAUGGAAACAAUCGAAUCAAUGUUGAAGAGUAUCGGCAUGGAAUGGGCUAUUCCGACAUUGCAUAAAACAAAGGAAGCCUUAGCUUUAACGUCCAGCUCUAGUUCACUGGAACUCAGCGCAAAGAAACAAAUAUUGAGUAACAGCUCAAGUGGAAGCGAGGUUAGCUUGAGGCAGUAUUUGAAGAAGCAAAUCAGGAUCUCUUCUAGUACUCUGAAGUCGGACGCAAGCCCCGCCAGCUUUUCGGAGCUGUCUUCGAUCCAAGCCAAUAACUCUAAUGCCGACAAAAGUAAUCAGAAGACUUCCACGCCGAUAAUCAGUAGUAAGAGUACAGAGAGGUCUGGGAAAAGGGUGGCAUUUUCAGAGGAUUCUGAUUUAUCUUCUGUUAGAGAUGAGUCUCAGAAACAUUCCAGUAAGUCGGGUAAAACGUCCUUUCGUAGUUUAAGUGAUUACUCGCAUUCUAAGAGUGACACCUGAAUUGUAAAUAAUAAAUUUUUAUAUUGAUUAUGUACUUAUUUUGAUUCAUGGUUUUACAGUUAAUAUAUUUGAUUUUUUAUA